UGAAACACGUGUCGAAUUCAAAAAAAAAUUGCCCCCUCUGAAAAAGGAAAAAAGAAACCCCCAAAUUAAAUUCCCCCUGAUUUUUCAAUUUUCAUCUCAACUCAAGCGUUGCAAAAUCCGGAAUUUCAAUGGCGUCUCGUCGCCGUGUGCUCCUCAAAGUCAUCAUUCUCGGCGACAGCGGGGUCGGUAAGACGUCUUUGAUGAAUCAAUAUGUGAAUAGGAAAUUCAGCAAUCAGUAUAAAGCAACAAUUGGGGCUGAUUUCUUGACCAAAGAGGUCCAAUUUGAGGACAGGAUUUUCACCUUGCAGAUAUGGGAUACUGCUGGGCAAGAGAGGUUUCAAAGCCUCGGUGUGGCUUUCUACCGAGGUGCAGAUUGUUGCGUACUCGUUUACGAUGUGAACGUUGCCAAGUCAUUCGACAACCUCAACAACUGGCGAGAGGAGUUUCUUAUUCAGGCUAGCCCUCCCGACCCUGAAAACUUCCCGUUUGUUGUCUUGGGGAAUAAGAUUGAUGUCGAUGGAGGCAAUAGCAGAGUGGUAUCUGAGAAGAAAGCAAAAGCAUGGUGCGCCUCAAAAGGGAAUAUUCCUUACUUCGAAACUUCCGCAAAAGAAGGGUUCAACGUGGAGGCUGCGUUUGAAUGCAUAGCUAAAAAUGCUCUGAAAAACGAACCCGAGGAAGAAUUAUAUCUUCCUGACGCGAUUGAUAUGGCGGGAGGGCAGCAACAAAGAUCCGCAGGCUGUGAGUGUUAGUUUCUGUCAAGGUUACUACACAUGCGUGUUUUCGUCUAUUCGUCUUUGUCCAAAGUUAAACACGAGCUACAAAUCUUCGUCACUAUCAAAAUCUUUGUAGAGAAAAUGAAUUAUCUCCCUCUCAAUUUGCUUUUCCUGUUGAAAAAGUUCAUUAUUCUCGAGCAACGUCACAUUUUCGAUGUUUCGAAAAAUAACUAUUAUAAAAAAAUGUACUUCUAAUAUUUGAUUAUUUAGAUUAAAAAGAAUGUACCUUUUAUAUUU
Messenger RNA from Erythranthe guttata (spotted monkey flower), 1010 nucleotides. Its product is annotated as ras-related protein Rab7. Gene Ontology annotation, molecular function: GTPase activity; GTP binding. Gene Ontology annotation, cellular component: vacuolar membrane. Lineage: Eukaryota; Viridiplantae; Streptophyta; Magnoliopsida; Lamiales; Phrymaceae. The record is from RefSeq and is a predicted model, not a curated record.